GGCGUUCUGCGUGGGCUACUGUUGCGUAGUGGCGACUGGGCUUGUAUUCCUCUGACGAGAAGCUAUGGGAUUAGCAAAAUAGACCAGGGAUGCGGGUAUCUCCUUGGUCACGUCUUAAAACAUUAUUUGCUAAGUUUCCCGCAGUUGAAACAGCGUUAGCGAGCCGUGCGGUCCCUGAUAUUUGCCACACUGUCUUUCCGAACAAUGUUAUUAUCCACCGUGGCUUUGAGCGGAGCCGGAAAACUAACUUGCCUGAGCUAGCUCAUAGCUAGCGCAUAAGAAAGCUCGAGUCGACGACAUAAUAGGCUGGUCUGCUUCUGGGAACGCGGUGUGCUCGGUGUGUCAGAUCAGUUGAGAGGACGUUAUCAGUGAUUUUCAGACAGUAUCCUCGGCCUGUCCUGUCGUUCUCGUCGGUCUCUGUUGUACAAUCAUCAGCAUUGACCGUGACAUGAAGUGGCAUCGGCUUACUUGGUAGCAAGGUAGCUAACAGCAGCCAGUCCCCGGUGUCUUCACAGCGGCAGCAGAUCUCACUGCGCUGGCUAAAAAUACCACCGCACGUCCCAUGCUCUCUACACCUCCAAAAGUGUUGGUCUAGUCCACGUUGGACUUAUCUUUGGCUUUCCUGGUCACAUUGUUCAGAGUUUGGCACUCUACAUGGUCACCACAGUAAAUGUAAGACGACUGGAAGAGCGAGUCGGACCCCGAGGUUGUGAGCCGAGCUGGCCUGAUCUGACGGUAAAUCGCACCGGCUGCUGGGCUUCAGGUCUUCAAGGGACCGACGCACGGCUGUGGCUGAUCGGUGUCCGAAUAUCAUUUCGCUCUGAUGGCCUUGUUUUGUCAUUAGUGGGGAUAUAACAAACCUUGGUCCAGCCCAAGGUUGCAGGACCGAAACUUCGUAAAGGUCAGAGGAAAAACGCGCUGUUCCCACGGUUUUCUGUCUGAGAUUGGUGAGGCAGACUUCAUCUGUCCAGAGCACCAUGUCGGAGGAUAACAACGCAGACAAGUUCAUCAAGGAGACAUCCAUUCUGGACGAGUACAACAUAAACUGGACGCAGAAGUUAGGGGCUGGUAUCAGUGGACCGGUCAGAGUGUGUGUGAAGAAGUCAUCUCAGGAACGCCUGGCCCUGAAGAUCCUCAUUGAUCGCCCCAAGGCCAGAAAUGAGGUGCGUCUCCACAUGAUGUGUGCCAACCACCCAAAUAUAGUGCAGAUCCUGGAGGUUUACGCCAACAGUGUCCAGUUCCCACACGAGUCCAGCCCCAGAGCGAGGCUCCUGAUCGUCAUGGAGAUGAUGGAGGGCGGUGAGCUGUUCCACAGAAUCAGCCAGCACAGGCACUUUACUGAAAAGAUGGCCAGUGAGGUCACCAAGCAGAUCAGUCAAGCGCUGGAACAUUGUCACUCCCUUAAUAUUGCACAUCGUGACCUGAAGCCAGAGAAUCUGCUCUUCAAGGAUAACUCUCUGGAUGCACCUGUGAAGUUGUGUGACUUUGGCUUUGCCAAAAUUGAUCAAGGAGACUUGAUGACCCCUCAGUUCACUCCUUACUACGUAGCACCUCAGGUACUUGAGGCUCAAAGAAGACACCAGAAAGAAAAGUCUGGAAUUAUACCUACCUCACCCACUCCUUACACCUACAAUAAGAGCUGUGACUUGUGGUCUCUCGGUGUGAUUAUCUAUGUAAUGCUCUGCGGCUAUCCUCCGUUCUACUCCAAACACCACAGUCGCACCAUCCCAAAAGACAUGAGGAAGAAGAUUAUGACGGGAAGCUUUGACUUCCCCGAAGACGAGUGGAGCCAAAUUUCUGAGAUGGCCAAGGACAUUGUACGCAAGCUGCUGAAGGUGAAGCCAGAGGAGAGGCUGACUAUCGAAGGAGUUUUGGCUCACCCUUGGCUCAACUGCACCGAGGCCCUCGACAACGUGCUGCCCUCCGCGCAGAUGAUGAUGGAUAAGGCGGUAGUCGCAGGCAUCCAGCUGGCCCACGCAGAGCAGCUGGCCAACAUGAGAAUUCAGGAGUCAAACGUCAGCCUGAAGCCUCUAAACUCUGUCAACAACCCAAUCCUCAGGAAACGGAAACUACUAGUCCCAAAGCCCGGCGACGGUUUCUUCAUUCAUGACCCGGAGAACGGAGGGGAAGACUCCAACGUGGCGCUGGAAAAAUUACGAGAUGUCAUUGCACAGUGUAUACUACCACAAGCUGGUGAGAACGAGGAUGAGAAGCUCAACGAGGUGAUGUAUGAAGCCUGGAGGUUCAACCGAGACUGUAAGCUGCUGAGGGACGGCCUGCAGGGCCUCAGCUGGGACGGACGAGCCUUCUCCGACAAAGUGGACCGACUGAAGCUGGCCGAGAUAGUGAAACAGGCCAUUGAAGAAAAGACAAAUCUCCAAGAAUCUCAUUAGCGAACGCUGUGUUUCUAUCUUCUUUUUAUAUCGUUUAUUAUGACCCUUUUUAACCCAUAUCUGUAAAGUGGCUUUUUUUUAAGUGAAACGAUGCGCAAAUCUUUUUUUUUUUCUUCUUUCUCUCUUCAUGAAUUCACCUUCAAGACCUAUCGUUGAGCUAUUGUACAGCUGUAGAUACGUUUCAAAGAGGACUCGUUGGUACGAUAAUUUUUUUUUUUUUUUAAAGCGGACACUUGCAAAGAACUCAGAAAAAAAACUAUAUUUUCAUUUUUGCAAAAAAAAAAGAAGAAGAGAAAAGAAGAAGAGAAAAAUCUGUGAAAGAAAUUAUUUUCUGGGAGGGAAUUUUUAUUAGCUGCUUAUCCAAGAUGUCAUGUGUUUUAUCCCGGUUAUUUCAUUUUAUUCUAUUUUAUUUUAUCUUAACCAUCCAUGAGAGUUUUAUUUAUUUAAACAAAGAGUUUUCAUUAUUUUAUACCUUACUUGUAGCUUGAUAGUGAACUGAAGUUGAGAGAAUCUCUCCGAUGUGACUUUGUUCUUCCACAUGCUCUCAGUCUCAGAGCCUCAGACUACAGGCAAACGAAUUAUAGAUUCUUUGUGUUUGUGCAACUUUCCACUGACCCUUUUUUUGUUGUAAAGAGGUCAAGGAGCAAAUGGAGGUGAAAGAAAAAGUGUCAUAAAACCGCAUACAUGCAGCCUCACAGUUGUUCAUUGUGCCACUUCCUCAGAGCUGUUCAUCUUCAGCUUUUUAGCUCCUGCUGAGACUUUGUUCACACGGGUUCAAAUCAAAACUGAACCAUCAACCAGAUCCAGAACCUACUGUUACCAGUGUGUGAAGCGACAUCAGAGUGAAUAGGUUCAGAUAUUUGCACCGACCAGGCGUUUUAAAUUUCACCCCGCUGUCCGACGCGUUCUUGAGAGGUCGCGAAUCCGCCCUUUGUUUGAAGUCACUGAUCUGUGAAAACGGACGCAAUCUGAGCCGCUGGGUCUGCUUUUUUAAUCCAGGCCCUGCGCUGUUGAUAUCGCAGCUCUAGUUCAUGUCUUUCAUGCUGGAAAAACAUCAGGAGGAAGGUCUGUUGGUGUUUUGGUCAUAACUUGAUCCUCUAAUUAAUGUGCAAUAGGGCAAUAAUUUAAUCUUUUAUUCAUGUUUCACGCAUGCACAGCACACGGUUAUCAGCGUCCAGUCCGUCAGUAUUAGUGUCCGACACAAACCCUCCCUCCUUUCGUUUCAGUGACCCUCCCUUCGUUCACCUUCAACUAAUACCAUAUCACUGAUUUGUCCGAGUGAGAUAUUUGCUAUUUCGCUCCAGUGCUCUGGUCAUAUCUGAUACUGUUUCCUUAAAGAGAACGGGUGAAAGAAAGGAUUCAGGUGUUUGAAUGAGGCCGCGUUCAGUUCUCGUUUGUUCUUUUUUGUCUGUUUCAAAAGGUCUGUUGUGAAAUUCUCCCUCAACGACGGUUUUAGACAGAAUUUGUGUUUCUUCUGAGUAAUUUGCAAACAUUGGUGCAAUAUAUCAACGCUGUCCAGUGACUUGCAUCUCCAGUGGAUCCGAUUUCGCCAUCGUCAGAUAACCAGAACUGAUAUUUUUACACUUUAAGCUGACACUUGAGUAAAAAAAGUGCAAGUCUUCCUUUUAUGUGUCUGUUUUUGGAAUUAAGGUUUGGUUUAAAAAAAAAAAAAAGUCUGAUCUCGCAAUCUCCCUUAAAAGCUCAAUGAAAACCACAGUUUGCAUCUGAAAAGGCCUUAUCAUCAUUAUUAUUAUCAUUAUUAUUAUUAUUACCACACGGCUACACUUUACGCUCCAAUGUGCCUUGUUGAAACGGGCGUCGUCAGUUCUUAUUCUUAUUGGCGGAAAUAAAUCGGGGGGGGGGACUCAGGAGUCAUUGAAAGUAGUGAUUGAUAUUUGCACUUCUGGCUGUGAUUUGCUUGUUUUCCGUACGAAGAUGUUGGGGUUUCAUUUCAUGGCGCUGGGUAAUGAUUUGGUGAAGUUAAACUCACAUUUCCCCCCAAAAAACUGAGAUUUAAUAAUUUAAUAGUUCAGCCUCCGGUUUUGUCCACUGAAUGUGAAGCUACAGAUAGCAGCUUAGCUCACAGUAGACUGGAAAUGAAGAAAAUGCUUGAAUCUCAAUAGCUCUAAAACUAACUGAGUAACAUUUAAAUUUAGUUUUUAUACAUCUAAUCUGUUAAAAAUCUGAGUUGGGAGUUGCCCUUUGUGUUGUCGCCUCUCCUUCACCCCAUCACUUCCUGUCUGUCUCUAUGACUUCUACAACAUCUGUAUCAGUGGUCUCUUCUGGUUGCCUGGUAACAGUCCCAGCCAUUAAACCCCUUAAUAACAGAGAAUAGUUGUUUGCAAGUAAGACCUAUUGUGAUCUACUUUUUUUUUUUUUUUUUUUUAAACAAUUGCUGCUACCUGGAUCUUUGUAUUCAGUGGACAAUUAUGAGUUUCGAAUUACCCAGUGUUGGAUUACUAAUUACAGAAUUAACAGAGCUUCUUUCUACAAAAAAAAAAAGUGGAACCAAAUGUUGUUGUUUUACGUUUGGACGAAUGUGCAUCAUUAAUUAAUUAAUUUAUAUGUGUUGUGUCUAUGUACAUGCUUUUAAUGUGUGUCUGGUUCAUUAUGCAGAAUCUUCCUUUGUGUUUCUCAAGGCCUGUCUGUGAAUCUUCUUUAAUUAUCUCUUCCUCCGACCAUAUCUUCUACCUGAGAGAGCGUUACCGUUUGAAGGCCGGUGUAUUUAGUAAGACUGACUGACACUCAGGGUGACCCAGCUUUAGAAAUAUUUCACAAAUAUUACGUAGCUUCCACUAGUCAUUUCCUCUCCUGCGUCUGCUCGGUGGAGGAAGGCGCAGUUUUAAAUAUGGAAAGAGGCGAGACUACCCAAACUCACUUUAACAGCGAUGAAUUAUGAAUGCCUUUUUUAAAAAAAUAAAUAAAUACCAUCUCAUUGUAAAUUACUUGAAAGGCUGAAAGGAUUUUGUCAGCACUUCUGCUCGUGACGAGAAAUGCCACUUGUUUCCAUUUCCGUGUAUGUACACAUAUAGCAAGGAGAAGGCAUUUGAGGAAAGCAUGAAACAAAUGCGAAGAGGAAGAAUCAUUUUCUCCUGAAGUAGCCGUUUCUGUUCAUGUCGAUACGUCGGCAGGUAACGUUGGAGAGGAAGUUGUUUCCAAGACCAUUCUCUGCUUUACCUGUCCUCCCUCCUCCUCCUCUUGUUUCUUUUUUUCUUUCCGCCCCGCUGGUCUGGCAGUUAUGUAGCAUGAAUCCCUCAAAGACGUGCUGUAUUUUCUGCCCUUUCUGCCUUCUUGGAAUGUCAUCAACAUGCUGACUUUUUAAUAAAGGAAUUCCCUGACUUUUAAA
Messenger RNA from Mugil cephalus (flathead mullet), 5739 nucleotides. It is a transcript of the gene mapkapk5, whose product is annotated as MAPK activated protein kinase 5. Gene Ontology annotation, molecular function: calcium/calmodulin-dependent protein kinase activity; mitogen-activated protein kinase binding; calmodulin binding. Lineage: Eukaryota; Metazoa; Chordata; Actinopteri; Mugiliformes; Mugilidae. The transcript is spliced from 14 exons. Gene Ontology annotation, cellular component: cytoplasm; nucleus. Bases 978 to 2393 code for a protein of 471 amino acids. Gene Ontology annotation, biological process: protein autophosphorylation; peptidyl-serine phosphorylation; negative regulation of TOR signaling. The record is from RefSeq and is a predicted model, not a curated record.